UGCAUGUGAUUACCCUCAGCAGCUCUCUUUUAUUUGGGUUGGUAACCCGAUUCCCAAGGCGACUGUUGCCACUGCAAAAGCAUCAGCGAAUGCACAGGCACGCCACGGUUUAAUCUCUAACUAGUGCUGCCACUGAAAUGAGUUCUUCUGUGUGUGUUAUGAUUUAAUGGUAAUGGAAUGAAGAAGGAAAAUCUAAUUUGUUCAGGAUCUGAAGAAUUUGGGAAAUCUUACUCCACACAAAGACUGCACUUCUCUGGUGGACGAACAGAAACUUGAACUACAAGAUGAGACUGCCAGCCAUCUGUAUACCUUGCACACCAGUGUAUAUUCCUCAUAACACACCUCCUGUCCGGCAGAGUCGCUCCCUGGUGGUCACGCCCGUGACCUUUCCCAUCAUCUCAGACUCAGCCCGGCUGCAGACCAGCAAUCAGAGUAUUCCAAGACUGAACCCAUUACAUCCACCUCAUGUCCAUACGCGCACCGUCAGUCUGGAGACUCCAGCUGUUCACCACCAUAACCACCAGAGGGCAGUGAUCCUGCAGAGGAGAGAGCAUUACAGCUAUCACCAAGUGUGGAGAAAACCCUUCUAUGGAAGCAGCAGUGAGAGAGAAGAAUACAGGAAGGAGGUACGAGAGCAGUUAAAGAGGCAGAUGGAGGAGAAAAGUGUAGCACUGAAGCUGCAGCUUGCCACUAAAUUCAAGGAAACCGCGUUUGCCCGAGAAGUGGAUCGUCUCGCCGUGUCCAGUGACAGAGAGAAGAGGAUGCAGCACAGCAAAGCAAUGAUGAUAUACAGAGAUGAGAACAAGAGGCUAAUGGAGCAAAGGUGGAAGGACAGAGCACUAACACGUUCCCAGGAGGCCCUGGAGGAGAGAGAGCUGCUGCGCCUCAACCCCAUUAACUGGAGUGGAACACUCAAAUAGGCUGAACCUCGACAUCCUCAGACAGAAGUGUUACGUGAACACGAAACACAAGAAGAUGUACGAGGAACAUGUAAUUAGUGCUGUAAAAGCCAUUAAAGAACUCCAGAGGGACAUUUCACAGGUUUUUACACUCUGAAUAUAUUAGAACACGAAUGCAUUUUCAAUCUUA
Messenger RNA from Solea senegalensis (Senegalese sole), 1089 nucleotides. RefSeq lists its product as uncharacterized. Lineage: Eukaryota; Metazoa; Chordata; Actinopteri; Pleuronectiformes; Soleidae. The transcript is spliced from 6 exons. Bases 285 to 920 code for a protein of 211 amino acids. The record is from RefSeq and is a predicted model, not a curated record.